Messenger RNA from Protopolystoma xenopodis, 1005 nucleotides. The record is from the annotation of a GenBank genome assembly. Lineage: Eukaryota; Metazoa; Platyhelminthes; Monogenea; Polystomatidea; Polystomatidae.
AUGUAUGGGAUUGGCUCAGCUAGUGGAAAUGCACGCUCCCUGUGGCGAUUAGACCACACGCGUACAAAAUGGUCGGCUGGCUUCUUCGCCUGGGGCACAACGAUUCGUCUCCGACAUGUUACCACGGGCCGCUUUCUUGGCAUCGCACCACCGGAGCCUGUGGCACCAAAUCAGGCAGCCGCGGCCGCCAUGAUGAUGGCCGGGAUGCCAGCUAACGUGAUGCCUGGUGGGCUACAACAAAAUUACGAUGUCGUCCUAUUGGCACCUCAUGAAGCGACUGCCGAGGCGACUGUAUUCUAUAUCAAACAGACCAAGGAUGACAAAAAGCGAGGAGAAGAGCAUGAAGAGGAAGGGAUGGGCGAACCCGAUCUACGUGUUGGCGAGACUCUCGCAUAUUUACAACAUGUGGCCACUGGCCGCUGGCUGUCUUACGAAACAUUCGAAACAAAGAAGCGUGGUCGUGGCCGUUUCGAAGAGAAGCGAGCAGUGCUUCUGGUGGAGGGCCAUAUGGACGAUGUCUUCAGUCUUGUACGUGGUCAGGACGAAGAACAGAAAUCGGCCGCGGCCAUUCGACGUUCGACGGUCGUUUUCACGGACUUUAUUCGUGCUUUAGAAGAGGUAAUCUUCACAAAUCAACUUCAUCAAGUUCAAGCCAAUCCGGCACUCUUGAUGGUAAUCGCUCAGAACAACCCCCACCAAGCGGCUCUGAUACAGACUCAUUUGCAAAUGAUGCAUACUUCAAGCGGCAGCAUUACAGGCGGUCAGGCGGGUGCUAACCAAGGCAUUGGGUCGUCGGGUGCCAGUGCUGUCGCGUCUCCUGGCAGCGGCUCCACUCUCGCUAGCUCGCAACUGAGUUUAACUGAGGUUACCCAAUGUCUGGAGGAUUUGAUAGAAUUUUUUUCCCAGCCACCAACAAACGCUGAACAUGAGGUCCGCCAGGCCAGAUUGGCAGCCCUCAUAAACCGGCAAGAUCUAUUUCAGGCAAGCACUUUAAAAAUUUGUUAA